Messenger RNA from Rotaria sp. Silwood1, 1559 nucleotides. NCBI's taxonomy places the organism in Eukaryota, Metazoa, Rotifera, Eurotatoria, Philodinida, Philodinidae. The record is from the annotation of a GenBank genome assembly.
AUGCUUACUGGAGUAUUGAUUGCUAUGUUCAUCUUACUUGCUUUGGCAGUUGCCAUUUAUGCAUUGCUUAAUACAAAAACAGAUACAACUAGCGCUACAACAAUGACUACAACAACGUCAACAACAGCGACAACAACAUCAACAACAACAUCGACAACAACAUCGACAACGUCAAUAACAUCAACAACAACGACAACAACAUCGACAACGUCAACAACAUCAAAAACAACGACAACAACAGCGACAACAACAUCGACAACGUCAACAACAUCAAAAACAACGACAACAACAGCGACAACAACAUCGACAACGUCAACAACAUCAACAACAACGACAACAACAGCGACAACAACAUCGGCAACGUCAACAACAACGUCCGGUAAGGUCUCUAUAAUGAUAUAUCGGAUAAUUGAACUUUUCGAAUAACUUUAGACAGUAAAACUAGUAAUUUUAAUUUUGACAGAUAAUGGUUGAUACCCUAAAAGAAAAUAAUGUGGUUCCCAUUCUAAUGAUUACAUUUUUUGCAUAAAAUAUCAAAAUUGAGUUACUUUUUUUCAAGGAUGUGGCAAAAACUUCUUCUAGUAUCUGACUUGAAUUAUAGGAAGUAGGAAAGUCUUAGUUCUUCUCGUUCAUUAUUUUUGUUGCAGUGGUCUAGUUGAUUUCAAGAUUUUCAGAAGUUUUUUCAUAGCCCUCCCUAGUCUUACAAUUAUCAUUGAAAAUCAAUAAUAUUGUGGCAUCCGGCAUGUCCAUCGAUACUUCUAUUGAUACAUACAUUUUAUGAAGGAGAAUCUUCUCUCUUGCCUAUGUAACGGUCGAAAAUUCUACAGUUUUCAGUAUGUAGAAUUCUCUUUGUUCUGUGUAUAGUGUAUAGCAACAGUUUCUCACUUGUAGGCAUAUUGGAUUGUAAUUUAUUUGUAUGAAAGCGGUUCAUCUACGAACUGUUAUUUUCAAAAUACUCUAUCUGAAGUAUUUACUUUUUUUUUACUUAUCAUUGAUAAGCACAUUCAUCGUACUUUGGAUAGAGUUAUGAAACUUUACAUUUUAGUUCUUAUUGAUUUUGAUAACUGAUUCUAUUAGCUGUAUCGAUUCAAGAUGGAAUCAAACAGUUAGGAAAUUGUGAUUUUUACUCUUUCAGAUGAUGCUCCCAUAGCAUCUGCCUUUAAUCGGCAGUUGCUCCUGUAGGAAUUUCUAUUCCUACGACUAUUACAUUUGAGAUAUCAGCGCGUGUUCAAUGAAGAUUUGUAAGAUCGCUUUAGACAGAUAAUACAAAGAUAUAUCUUGUCGUUUUAUCUGAUGAUACCAGCAGAGGAUGAUGUUAAUAGUAAUAAUAGUAUCAUUCGAUAUCUGUAACAAAUAUUGAUAAUAGACUAUUAUAUUUCUUAAACUACUGGUGACGAAGUUUGUAUAUUUACAGUUUCUAAAUUUAGUUAGAGAAAAAUGUUUUAAGCAAACUGAACGACAAUAUUUUUUGUGAAACACGAUCUGAAAGGAGUGUUGAAGUGUUUAGGGGUAGAAAUUUGGACCCACUCCCCCCCCCCCCCCCCCCCCCCCCCCCCCCC